Molecule: messenger RNA, 1539 nt
Organism: Entrophospora sp. SA101
Lineage: Eukaryota; Fungi; Glomeromycota; Glomeromycetes; Entrophosporales; Entrophosporaceae
Source: the annotation of a GenBank genome assembly
AUGAAAGAGGCUAAAAGACUAAAAAGAGAAGGAAAAAUUAAAGAAAGUUUUGACCUAAAAAAAUCCUCCCCGAAUUCCCUGCUUACUCCUCUCCUGAAAAAUAAAACUGGGGAUUCACAAUUAGAAAAUCACCCGUGCGAAGUAGACCAUUAUUUAGCCGACAAAGAAGAAAAACUAACUAAAUUACAAGAGGAAAUAAACGAAAUUGAGGAAGAAUUAAGAAAUAAUAAUUUAGCGGGAACAGAUUUAGAAGAAGAAUUACAAAGAAAAAAUAAUUUGCAAGCCCGAAAAGACAAGUUCAAAAAAGAACUGGAAAGAAAUCCAGUGGGAAGAUAUUUAGUUCACUCAGAAACGGAAGAAAAUCGCAAUAAAGGUUUGAAAUUGCUAGAAAAAUUCUCCCCGGUUUACUAUACUGUUUACCAGAAAAAAGGGGAUAAAGAAGAACCUAAGGCUUUGCCAUCCCAAACUAAAAUCAGGCAAAUAAUUACCAGUAUUAAAGAAACUAAACAUUUUUGCCAAGCUUUUAUCCAUAGUUCUUUUUGUCAUGAAAAAAAUUUACCAGCGUCGGCUUCUUAUGAAAAUUUAGAAUUUUUUGGUGAUAGUGUGUUAAAUUUUUAUACUAGCCAAUAUAUUUUCCUUUCUUUUCCUCAUUUUACUGAAGGGCAACUAAGUAAAUUGAAGCAAUUAAUGGUUCAAGAAAGCACACUAGCUCAUUUAAGUAAAGAAAUUGGUUUAAAUGAAUUUCUCCAAUUAGGAAUCGGAGAAAGAAAAAAUCACGGAAUGGAAAAGAACAGUAUUUUAGCUGACAUAUUUGAGUCUUUUGUGGCGGCUUUGUAUCUAGAAAAAGGAGGAAAAUUUGUUUACCGCUUUCUAGAAUUAACGCUUUUUGCUUGGAUUAAGGCCCGUGAUAGAUUAAGAACUUUCUGUGAAAAAGGAACCGGAAAAAGUAAAAAAGAAGCCGAACAAGAGGCGGCGGAGAAAAAAAACUUAGAUUUAGAAUUAAAAUUUUGGAAAGAAUAUCCGCUCAUUGCAGGUGUUGAUGAGGCUGGUCGGGGAGCGCUAGCCGGACCGAUAAUAGUGGCGACCGUCAUUUUACCAACUAAUUUUCAAAAUCCCUUAAUCCAAGACUCAAAAAUACUUAGUCCCAGCCAAAGGAAAAGAGCCUAUCGAAUAGUUAAAAAAGAGGCACUGGAAUACAAUAUAAUUACCAAAAGUGCCCGGGAGGUUGAAGACAAAAAUCCGUUGGGGGCGACCAAAGAAGCCAUGAUUGAAGCCAUUUUAAAUUUAAAAAAUAAGCCUGAUUUGAGUUUAAUUGAUGGCAAAGAAGAAAUAAUGGUAGAAGGAAUUAAAACCAUAAGUAUUAUUGGGGGCGACCGUCAGUCCAUUAAUAUUGCCGCGGCUUCGAUUCUUGCCAAAGGCUAUCCUAACAAAACCCAUUUGACAGCACUUUUUCGGUAUGGAAUUUGUGAUUUACACCGUAAAACUUACGAGCCAAUUAAAAGUUUAAUAAAGCCAGAUUGUGAUAAAAAAAAACUUUGA